AUGUCAGUUUGUUUCUCCCCUGAUAAUACUACAUUAGCAUCGGGCAGUUAAGAUGGCUCUAUCUGUUUAUGGGAUGCUGAAAGAGGAUAAUAAAAAAUCAAAUUGGAUGGUCAUACUGGCACUGUAUGGUCAGUCUGUUUCUCUCCUGAUAAUACUACAUUAGCAUCAGGUAGUUGGGAUGGCUCUAUUUUUUUAUGGAAUGUUAGGACAGGAUAAUAAAAAGUCAAAUUAGAGGGCCAUACAAGUAUUGUUUAUUCAGUUUGUUUCUCUUCUGAUGGCACUGCAUUAGCAUCUGGAAGUCAUGAUCAAUCAAUCUGUUUAUGGGAUGUUCAGACAGGAUAAAAAGUCUAAUUAGAUGGUCAUUAACAAUCAGUGUUAUCAGUCAAUUUCUCCCCUGAUGGUACUACAUUAGCAUCUGGUAGUAAUGACAACUCGAUCUAUUUGUGGGAUGUAAAAUCAGGAUAAUAAAAAGCUAAAUUAGAUGGUCAUACUAGCACUGUCUAUUCAGUUUGUUUCUCUUCUGAUGGAACUACUUUAGCAUCUGGUAGUUUAGAUAAGUCUAUCCGAUUAUGGGAUAUUUAGACAAGAUAAUAAAAAGCCUAAUUUGAUGGUCACACUGAUUAUGUUCGAUCAGUCAUGUUCUCCCCUGAUGGUACUACAUUAGCAUCUGGUAGUUAUGAUAAGUCUAUACGAUUAUGGGAUGUUGAAACAGGAAAAUAAAAAGCCAAAUUAGAUGGUCAUACUAGAACUGUAUGGUCAGUCUGUUACUCACCUGAUAAUACUACAGUAGCAUCUUGUAGCGAUGAUAAUUCUAUUCGUUUAUGGGAUGUUAAGGUAGGACAUUAUCUUACACCUUAUGAAAAUCGUUAUAAAGAUAUAUUAACAUAAUUUACACCCCUUAUAUUGAAAAAUCAUAUGCAUCCAGAAAAUAGUAUAUAUUUUCACUAAUAUUUAGUUCUCUGUAAUAUCACUAUUUUAAGACUUUCUUAAGGAAAUUAUUUUCAAACCUAAGGAGCAUUAAUUUUGAAAGGACAAUUCGUUAAUUCUUAAGGCAUAGAUUUAAGAUAUUUAUUUAAAUAAAAAGGCAGUUUGAUUUUAGAAUGA
Paramecium octaurelia is the source of this 1104-nucleotide messenger RNA. Lineage: Eukaryota; Ciliophora; Oligohymenophorea; Peniculida; Parameciidae. The record is from the annotation of a GenBank genome assembly.